Arabidopsis thaliana (thale cress) is the source of this 717-nucleotide messenger RNA. It is a transcript of the gene CLE20, whose product is annotated as CLAVATA3/ESR-RELATED 20. The record is from RefSeq and is marked reviewed. The transcript has a single exon. NCBI's taxonomy places the organism in Eukaryota, Viridiplantae, Streptophyta, Magnoliopsida, Brassicales, Brassicaceae. Bases 103 to 354 code for a protein of 83 amino acids. Gene Ontology annotation, cellular component: extracellular region.
AAGUUUGUGCAUCACACCUUGUUUCUUCUCAUAAUCAUAUAUACCAAAAAUCUCUCUAAGAAAAAAAAAAAAAAAUCUUCAAGAAAAGAUUUUUGUAUUCUUAUGAAAAAUAAAAAUAUGAAUCCGAGUCGUCCUCGUCUUCUCUGUCUCAUUGUUUUUCUCUUCCUCGUUAUUGUUCUAUCUAAAGCUUCAAGAAUCCACGUCGAAAGACGACGCUUCUCAUCCAAACCUUCUGGUGAAAACAGAGAGUUUCUCCCUUCACAACCUACUUUUCCGGUCGUCGACGCCGGUGAAAUCCUACCGGAUAAACGGAAGGUUAAGACGGGAUCAAACCCUUUGCACAACAAACGAUGAGGAAAGAAGAAAAUCAGAUAAUUAGUUUCCCUAAACACUCUCUCUCUCUCCUCUAUUUGUUUUCUUAACCACAGAGAUAUAUCACAUAGGUAAAUCUUAUUACACAUAUAUAUAUUAAUGUAGGAUUUAUCCAAUCUUUUUUGUGGUUUUUUCCAUUCUCUUUCUCAAUACUUUGAGGUUUAUAACAUGAUAGAGCGUUAUUAAUCAUUGUAUAUUGUACUUUGUACAUAGAUCUUUUUAGUUCUUUUGAAUUGAUAUGAACAAAAUAUGCGAGAAACAAAUGAUGUACAAUAAUUAAUGGUUUUGUUGGAUCAAAUUUGGCCAAAAUCGAAACUAAUUGGCAAUUAAUAGGUGUUUUUCUUC